AGGGUGUGUGUUUGUGUGUGUGUGUGUGUGUGUGUGUGUGUGGUAUGGGAUGGGAGUGUAACCCUGAACUCGAAGGGAUUUGUUGUUGUUUUCAUUUUUAAUUGGAAGUCAAUCGAUAACGAGGCGCGCGCUUUGAUGAGGUCGCCAUGCGCGCGGAUCUGCUCGUUGCCCUGCUGCUGUGCCAGGAGCUGCUCGGUGCGCGCGCCACAGGAACCGCAAAGGGAAGGAGGAAUGUUCACACCUGCAGCCAACUCAGAUCCCGAAGAGAUGCUGCAAGAACAGAGGAGGGAAUUCGCAAGGCUGGAAGUCCUAUUCUGAAAAGGAGCCCCGACAUCACAAAGGGCUCUGUGCCGAAAUCCGAGCACCUCCUCCGGAUCGAUCACCACGAUUUCACGAUGCGGCCUGGCUUUGGAGGUCCUGCGGUUCCUGUAGGUGUGGAUGUGCAAGUUGAAAGUCUGGACACUAUCUCCGAAGUGGAUAUGGACUUCACCAUGACCCUGUACCUGAGGCACUAUUGGAAAGACGAGCGUCUGUCCUUUCCAGGAAAGACCAACCAGAGCAUGACCUUCGAUAGCCGCUUGUUAAAGAAAAUCUGGGUCCCUGAUAUGUUCUUCGUCCAUUCCAAACGCUCCUUCAUCCACGACACGACAACGGACAACGUCAUGCUGAGGGUCUUUCCGGACGGCAAAGUGCUCUAUAGUGUCAGGGUCACAGUUACAGCGAUGUGUAAUAUGGACCUCAGCCGCUUUCCUCUGGACACCCAGACAUGCUCACUGGAGAUCGAAAGCUAUGCCUACACCGACGACGAUCUGAUGCUCUACUGGAAGAAGGGGAACGACUCCCUGCAGACCGACGACAAGAUCUCGCUUUCACAGUUCCUCAUUCAGGAGUUUCACACUACCACUAAACUAGCCUUCUACAGCAGCACAGGUUGGUACAACCGUCUGUACAUCACGUUCACCCUGAGGCGUCACAUUUUCUUCUUCCUGCUGCAGACCUACUUUCCCGCCACCCUGAUGGUCAUGCUGUCCUGGGUGUCCUUCUGGAUUGACCGGCGUGCCGUCCCCGCCCGAGUCCCUCUUGGCAUCACUACGGUGCUCACCAUGUCCACCAUCAUCACAGGCGUUAACGCGUCCAUGCCCCGAGUGUCCUACAUCAAAGCCGUGGACAUCUACCUGUGGGUCAGCUUCGUCUUUGUCUUCCUGUCCGUCAUUGAGUAUGCAGCGGUCAACUACCUGUCUACUCUUCAGGAACGCAAAGAAAGGAAGCUCAGGGAGAGGCUGCCGUGCACCUGCAAGAUGUUUCACGAGGGCCACCUGAUGAUGAGCAGCAGCUACAGCGAGAUGGACACCAUGACCACCGGGCAUUACGGCGUGUCCGAGAUGAACGGAGAAAAGCGUGAGCACGUGUUGGUUCACCUGGCUCUAGACAAGGAGCAAAGCUCUCACGGCCGAGCUGAAAAAACCCGUUCGUACGCCAGCCUCUGGAUCGACACUCAUGCCAUCGACAAGUACUCGCGUGUGAUCUUCCCAGGAGCAUACACCAUCUUCAACAUCAUAUACUGGUCCAUUUAUUCCUAACAGCUGCCGAAGUGUGCGUUCUCAUCUACAGAGUCAUCACCUGACCAGUCUGCUCCAACAGCUGCAAGUCAUCUAGAAUAAAGAUCUCACUGAAUAUCAAGACUGGUAGAAACAAACCAAGAAAACAAGCCCACACACCGUAUGUCUGUCUUCCCAUACACUUGCAGGAACAUAGCUGGGUCUUUGGAUGUGCUAGCAUGAAAUUUCCCCUUCACUUGAUCCAGAAGACCCAAAUGUCCCACCAUCAUAAUGCUCCUGCACACAAAACCUUCCAUGAAGAUAUUCUACAUCUAAUACUUCUUCUAUAUCUUGCCUCGUCUUUCAUCGCUUGUUGAAAUGAGCAAAACUAUUAGCGAAAAUGCCAAAAUAGCAUCAUUCAUUUCACUGAUACAAAUGAGUAGUUGAGGGUUAUGGGUUUACCUUAAUGGCCGAGCACUAUCAGCAUUGUGCUGCUGGGAUUUGCACUUACAAUCUUCUCACCAUAAGUCCAACAUCUUGGUGAAACUAAGAACACCGUAACCAAGGUGAAGCACGGUGGCGGGAGUUUCAUGAUACAGUAAAUGUCUGCUAUUCAGCAAAACGCCACCGGGGGCAUCAAACCUGGAUAGAGUGAUGCACAGGAAAAUAUUUGUGGAGAAUUUAAUGUCAUUAUCCAGGGGUCAUUUUGGUGCUCUAUCUCUCUAUCCAGAAAUACAGUACGCUAUAUCAGGUGUUCGGCCAUUUUGUACUGAUUUUCUGAAAUUAUACUGAAAUUCUGAGCAAAUUAGUGAGUAGAUUUUAUGGUGUUUAUGUCUGGAAUCAGAAUGAAAGACUCCACAGUAAUCGUUGGUACAUAAUGUAUGUUAAUAAAUAUCUGUUUGGUCUUGUUCAUUUGAUUUUUUUUUUUAAAUAAAUGUAAUAAAUGUGA
Silurus meridionalis is the source of this 2487-nucleotide messenger RNA. RefSeq names its product gamma-aminobutyric acid receptor subunit rho-1-like. NCBI's taxonomy places the organism in Eukaryota, Metazoa, Chordata, Actinopteri, Siluriformes, Siluridae. The transcript has 10 exons. The record is from RefSeq and is a predicted model, not a curated record. Gene Ontology annotation, cellular component: synapse; GABA-A receptor complex; membrane. Bases 147 to 1580 code for a protein of 477 amino acids. Gene Ontology annotation, molecular function: GABA-A receptor activity; neurotransmitter receptor activity; extracellular ligand-gated monoatomic ion channel activity. Gene Ontology annotation, biological process: signal transduction; monoatomic ion transmembrane transport; regulation of membrane potential.